UAAAUUCAGACUUUGAUCUUCUUUGGAUACUAUGUUUAAAAAAAAAAGAAACAAAAGAAGUGGAUUUUUUUUUUCUUGGUUACAAAAACUAACAAGACAAAACUCAAAAGCCCUAUUCUUCUCUCUUUGUUUGUUCUCUUGCCUUUUAAAAUUUUGUUUAUUUUUUCUCUUUCAUUGAUCAAAUUUUGCCAAAGAAAAAUUCUUGACAAUAAACUGCCUUUUCAUCAUCGAACAUCAAAGUAAAGGGUGACCAAGAGACGCAAAGAGGGAGGGAAACUGAGCUUCAAGCAUGAACCCGUCAUCAGCAGUAGUAGCUAGCAGAGACCAAGCUCUCUCUUUUUUCAACCACCCUUUCUCACAAGCUCACUCUUUUCCACUUCCAAAUUUCAAAAAUGGCUCCUUUAUAUCUCCCAUCAAUACCCAAACAAGAAAACCAAAGCCCAACACUCUCUUCACUUUCUUCGCGGCUUCUAAGCGGAUCCAAGCUAUAUCAGCUUCUUUAGGAGAGAGGAAUUCACCUGCAAAGGCACUUAGACAGAUUCUGGAAUUGCCCGGGGUUCACCAAGGCCCUGCUUGUUUCGAUGGUCUCAGUGCUAAGCUUGUUGAAAGAGCUGGCUUUCAGUAUUGUUUCACCAGUGGAUUUUCCAUUUCUGCCGCUCGCCUGGGAUUACCAGACACGGGAUUUAUUUCGUAUGGUGAAAUGGUGGAUCAGGGGCUACAAAUCACCCAGGCUGUGUCAAUUCCUGUCAUUGGGGAUGGUGAUAAUGGAUAUGGAAAUGCAAUGAAUGUCAAGAGAACUGUGAAAGGAUAUAUAAGAGCAGGCUUUGCAGGGAUCAUUCUUGAAGAUCAGGUGUCUCCAAAAGCUUGUGGUCAUACAAAAGGCAGGAUGGUGGUGUCCAGAGAGGAAGCUGUGAUGAGAAUUAAAGCUGCAGUUGAUGCUCGCAAAGAGAGUGGUUCUGACAUUGUUAUUGUGGCACGAACAGAUUCUCGUCAAGCAAUGUCUUUAGAGGAGUCACUUUGGAGAUCAAGGGCUUUUGCUGAUGCUGGAGCAGAUGUCCUUUUUAUAGAUGCACUAGCUUCUAAAGAAGAGAUGAAAGCCUUCUGUGAAGUUUCUCCAUUAGUUCCAAAAAUGGCUAAUAUGCUUGAAGGUGGGGGGAAAACACCAAUAUUCAAUCCCCUUGAACUUGAAGAAAUUGGAUAUAAACUUGUGGCAUAUCCACUUUCCUUGAUUGGGGUAUCUAUCCGAGCAAUGCAGGAUUCACUGAUUGCCCUCAAAGGAGGUCGUAUUCCACCUCCUGGAAGCAUGCCAUCUUUUGAAGAAAUCAAGGAAAUCCUCGGUUUCAAUAAUUACUAUGAGGAAGAAAAAAGAUAUGCUACCAGACCCUAUCAGCUAUAUUCAGACAGAGGUGUGAGCAGUAAUACAUACAGUAUACAAAGGGUUCAAGAUGACUCUGAACAAAGAGGUCAAAGUCCUCAAGAUCCAGUUGUCGAGGUGAUAACUCCUGAUGUAUACAAUAACUAUGGUGCAGAUAGUUCAAGGGAUCCUUUUUCUGGGAUAUGGUCUCGGGCGUUGAGAAUCAAGAUUACUGGAAGAGAUGGAUUUGAGAAACUUGAUGUUAGAAUUCCUGCUGGGUUUUUGGAAGGAGUCACAAAUAUUGUUCCGGCUUUGGGGGGUGUAAACAUCAAGGCAUUGUUGGACGACGCUGCUGAGGAAGUAGGCGGGAAGCUGUUGUUGGAUUUUAAUGAUACAAUGGGUGACAGGAUUCAAGUAUUUCUUGAAUGAUUCCAAUGUAAUGGAGCUUUCAAGAGUCUAAAGUCGAAGCUUCUUCUUUCACAGGUAGUUUUUGGUUAUAUCAGAGAAUUGCAGAUGUGAUCAUGAAGGUUGCAGACACAAGCCCGGGUUAAGGCUUCAUUAGAGUCCUGAAGUUUGAUCGAGUUUCUUCGGACAUUCCUUUGUUAGAACCAGGCUGCAGAACUCAUUUACUGUCCAAGAACAUGUCGAACAAUACAAACUGAUCAAACCAUAUUUUACUUAUAACAUAAAAAAUAAGGCAUGGAAGUUAUGACAACAUUUGAUUCUCCUCUCAUGGAGUCUUACAAAAUCUGCUUUUGCAUUUUGGACAAUUCUGCUUCCCCUGUUCAGCCUGAUACUAGAAAAUUUGGACAAAUCUAGGUUUUGCCCUCCUAAUCAUAUUGUUCCAUUUGGCAAAAAUCUAGUGCACAUACUCCACUUCUUUUCAUGGGAAUUCCUGUCCUGCAUGGCAACGAUGGCGCAGGUGGAAUAUUUAAAAAAUGAAUUUCCAUCUAACAAAUAUGUAAUGAGAAUCAUACAUAAAUUCUCUCAAGCUGUUAUUAUUCGUAUGAUCAUGGCUGUAAUCUGGAAACGUGUAACCGUAUCAUAACAAAUAUGUAAUGAGAAUCACACGUAAUGACGCAGGUGAUUUUUGA
This is a messenger RNA of Durio zibethinus, 2448 nucleotides long. RefSeq names its product Phosphoenolpyruvate carboxylase family protein. Lineage: Eukaryota; Viridiplantae; Streptophyta; Magnoliopsida; Malvales; Malvaceae. The record is from RefSeq and is a predicted model, not a curated record. Gene Ontology annotation, molecular function: catalytic activity.